Molecule: messenger RNA, 4650 nt
Organism: Portunus trituberculatus (swimming crab)
Lineage: Eukaryota; Metazoa; Arthropoda; Malacostraca; Decapoda; Portunidae
Exons: 8
Coding region: 100-3357 (1085 amino acids)
Biological process (GO): signal transduction
Source: RefSeq, a predicted model, not a curated record
GUGUUUUGGUGUCGAGGCUCCGGGGGAUUUAAACCUCCAUAGUGUCUUCUUGCUUCUGUGUUUUGAGCUACAUUGAAAGUGUGUAGGCGCCGCUGAGCUAUGGAGGAGGGGCAGGAGGGUGUGAGAGAGGCCGUGCUUGAGGAGUUAGCCCGGUUAGGAGUGCAGGAUGUGAGAAAUACAAGUGAGGCAGGAGGAAAGAAGAGCCAUCAUGGAAGUAGAUUUCAUGUUAGUCUCCACUCCUCCACGGCAUCUGCCAAGGGCAAGCCAAAAGGGAAGAGGAGUCCAGGCAGGUCUAUGGCAUCCAAGAGUCCCAUGAAAGUGCGAGAUGAAAGGAAACACACCCCCAAGUCGCCGUUCUCCAGUGCCAAGAGGAGGGCUGAGGUGCGGCGGCUCAACAAUGCCAAUAAGGAGAAUAAGGUGUUUGGGCAAGGGCUGAGUCAGGUGCCACAAGUGUGUGUGCUUUUGAACAGUGGAGGUGAGCAGGUGAAGGUGCCACAGCUCUUGGUUGACCUAUGUAACCACAUCCGUCGCAACAUAACUACCGAAGGAAUCUUCCGUAAGGCCGGAUCAGCUCAUCGCCAAAAUGACCUCAAGAAACUUUUGGAUGGGGGAAGCAGUCUGCCUUCCAGUGUGCAUGUCAUUGACUGUGCCUGCCUCCUGAAGCAGUACCUCCGAUGCUUGCCAGAACCUCUGCUCUUCUCUGAGGUGCAUACCAGAGUGGUGGCCAGCAUGGAUCUGGAAUCAGAGACUCGUGUAGAAGCUAUGGCACUGAGCAUCCUUCUUCUGCCUCGUACACACAUUGACACACUGCUCUAUCUCGUAGAUUUUUUCUCUGAGGUUGUAGAGGCCAGCAAUAGCAACAAAAUGGAUGCAAGGAACUUGGCAAUUGUUCUGGCUCCCAACCUUUUACCACCCACCUUGUCCCAUCCUCCUGCCCUUCGUCGGAAGUCUUCAUCCUUCCCAGACUCCACUUCAGAGGACACAAUGCUCACCAAAAACAUAGAAAUACUGCAGCUACUUAUUGAAAAUGCUGCUACUGUAUGCCGAAUGCCCAGCUAUGUGGUGGAGACACUGGAACCACGGCACCGCAGUCAGUCCACUGAGGAUCUCAUUGGCAUCACUGUACAACCACUGUCAUCCUCCAGCAGCAAGCAGGCACAGCAGCAGCCCUCAGCACCAAACAAGAAGAAGCGCCGUAGCGCCUCCAUUCACCGAUUAAUGACUGGAUUUCGGCGAGUAGUGGGCCAGAGUCGCCCUGAUCCAGCAUCUCCAGCAGAUGAUCCCACUAGUUUGGAGGCAUAUCCAGGGAUAGCUCUCUCCCCCAUCAUUUCUGUGGGUAAUCCUACUCCAAGGAAACGAAAGUCUGCUGAUGCCCAUGCCUUAGGAAUUGUGGAAUUCAGGGAGCAGGCUGAGCUUUCCCAAGUCUCUCCACCCACUUGCAAGAAAGCCAAGCUUGAGGGUGAUGCUACCACUGCUACUAAGCCUUCUACCCCAUCUAGCAUCCCUUUUCCUCACAGUGCUUCUUCUGUAAAACGAUCAGAAGGUGUGGGCAGACCUAAGACCAUUCCAGCAACCACUUCUGAAGAAAUCUUGCCAAAGAGCCCUUGGACCAGCUUGCAUCCCAUUGUACCAUCCAACAGCACCAAAGGCAGGAGGAGUGUGGACUCCCUGUACCCUCCUAUGACAUGUAGUCCAUUCCAUCCAGUACAAUCUCAGAUGAUAGCUUCACCUUUACUAGUUCCUCCUAGUACACCCCUCAUGAAGAGAAGAAGCUUUGACAUUCCUUUAAGAAGUGGGGGAGUCAAGAGAGCAAACACAUGUGAGGCGGGUGGCCAGGCAACCCGAAGGAGGAGUAGCAGUAAGGCCCUUAAUGAGCCUGAUGGUGCUGAGUCAUGGACUCCUGGGCCACGUGGUGUGCCUGACGGGGCAGAGUGUACCCUUCGUAGUCACCCCAGCACUGCCCUACAGGCUCUGGAGCAGCAGUAUGAUGACAUAAAGAGUGUGGUGCGUAGGGAAGAAGAACAACUAGAACAAAGUGCAGUGAAUCACAUGAGGGCUGCCCUAUUUCCCAACAUCUCAACCAGCAGCCAGAAUCUAAGUUGUUCAGAGAUGAUCCAGAGUGCAUAUGAACGCAUGAAGGUGGAAACGGAAGGCCAGCUAGUCACCCCUGGACCCUCAGACUCACUAUCACGCAGGCUAGACCGUGAAUUGAAGAUAAGAAACAGGCGCAGUGGUGGGGAACACAGGGUCAUCCGGUCUCCCAGUGAACGUAGAAUUGGCACUAUUCGACGGAGGUCAAAAGAAAGUGUGCAGAACACUGCAAAAAGCCUUAUUACUGCUGAGGAGAUUGGCUCACCAGCACCUACUCCUACCGCUGUCUUCCAAACGCCCAAGAUGAAGGCAGCACUACUUAGCACCCCGGCUUCUACUUCCCUUCGCAGAGGCCGCCCCAACUCAGUUAAAUCUGGUUUGCCUUUGGUGGUACGUUCCUCAGCCAGCAGCACCCUAUCUCCAGGGAUCCAGACUGACAACACUACACCAAGGUUAAACACCAGUCGCAUGGUGGUUGUCAACAGGCGAGAGGACAGUACUACUCCCCAGGAGAGGUCACUAAAGAAAAACAAAAAGAAACAAUCUCUUGAAAGUGACAGGAAGAUGACAGGAUUUAGAGCAUCCCCAAACCAUUACCUGCGUCAUCGUAGUGCCAUUGGCAGAUCACCUUCUGAUGCCAUGGAAAACAAUCCUAGCAGAAAGGAAGAGGAUCUGUCAAGCAGCUUCCUGGAGGAGGUGAUGGGCCCCAUGACUCGCAGACGGUCCAGCCAUCUCUCUCUUGCUUCUUCUCUCCCUAAACUGAAGCUUUCACCUUCUCCCCAGUCAGGUCAGGCAAGCCCAGAAGAAGAUUGGGUAUGUGCUCCAGAGUAUCUCAAGGGUGAGAGUGGGGAGUGUGGUGAGGGAGUGGUAGGGCGACCCUCAUUGGCUGCUCUGGUCAAACAAAAGAAAGUAAGCUCUACCCUUCAGUUGUUUAAUAACCUUCAGCCAAAUUCCCCAUACACUUCCUGCUCCUCAGCCACCAGACAGCAGCAGCGAGGCCGAACAUCCCGACUUACUCCCCGUACCACAAUGACUCCUCGUGACCUUCUCAAGGUGAAAGUGCCACCCUCCCCAACUCCAACCAGAAUAGCAGUUGUUGCCCCUCUGAGGGAGAGUAAACUCAUCAACAUCCAACAAGAGCCUUACAAAUCCAAGACUCCUCGAGGAUGUCCAUCUCUCCCACCUCACCAAGACUCAAAUAACCCACCAAAGUUACCUCCUCGUGGAGCAGUCAGGCCUUCCCCAGUGAGAAUGCAAUAUAGAUAACAUCAUCUAAGUUAUGUUUCUAAUAUCAGUAUCUUCAUUUUAUGUGUAUUGCUGGUGUGUGUGUGUGUGUGUGUGUUUUUUUUUUUUUUUUUUUUUUUUCAAUAUCUUAAAACUUUUUAUUUUAGAUUUGGUCUAUAGAUAACCAAAUUCAGUUGACUUUGAUUUUAUGAGGAUAAUGAUAUGGUGCUGGUAACUUUUAUCAUGAGGAAUAGAUGCUUUAGCUGAUGAUACGAGUAUGUCCGGAUAUUGGAGAUCUUGUCUUCCUUUUACUAAUUUGUAUCAGCAACAUCCCUCAUACAAAAGCAGCAGUCAUCAUGGUGGUUAUUCAGCUCCCUCCAUACUCUGCAAAUAGCAUAGCAAAAGACAUGGCCUUCAGCCAACCUUCUAGAGUAGAUAAAUAGAUUCCGUAUGUCACAUAAGAGGCCUGUGGCUUUUCCUGGUUACCCAUGGGAGAGUCCAAAGUAGAGUCAUUAUGCUACCCAGAAUCUGGCAGCUUUUCAGUUUUUUUACUUAUGCUUUCUUCCUGUUUAAUAUCCUAUUUGGAAAUUAUUUAAAGACAGUCUAUGCUGUAGCCACGAAAAAUAUUAAGCCUCCCAGAAAAUAUUUUAAAACCAGGAUAUCUUAGUAUUUUUGUGCUACCAUUUGAUGAUGCAGAAAGAAAAUAUGUAUUAACAUUAAAUUUGGCACCAAAAAUUUAUUAAUGAAUAGUAAAAAAAAAUCAUAGUAAACGAAACUUAUGUCAAAAUUUGUUGGUAGUAGAGUAAGUGUGCCAUUCAUAUUGCCAUAUCUGUCAAACAGAAUUAUAGGGUGUAAUGAAUGACUGGUAAUCUCAUGCUUUCUUGGGCAAAAUAGUAAUAAGUCACUUUUUGUCAUUGUUUCUUGGCAUGCCUUUCCUGAUUUCAUCUUUGUCUUUCACUCAGAAUUUUAGUUUUAAGCUCAUCAUAUAGAAAACAAUAGUCAAAUAUUGAUUUUAUACCUUCUUUUUCCUGUUUUUGAUAUAUAUGUGAACUUCAAAUAAAAAGUGUGUGUGUUAAAGAAAUUGCAUGCCUAUGCUUUCAAUGUACACAGCUUCCAUUUGGUGCCAUAAUAUAGAAGUACAACAGUGGUGUGUGAAGCAGGCAGGGUCUUUGUUCUUCCCCUAGCAAAAAGUACACUGCUUUGUUUACGACACUGAGCUUGUAAUACUGCAGUUUAUUCAGUAUGCUGCACAUGUUUGUUUCUUAGAAUAUCAUUACAGGAAGUUGUUAUGGGAAAGGGAGCAACAAAUUGUUCAUUAAUAAUAAGAUGAACGUC